CUCUUCGGGGUAUAAAAGGGAGAACAAGUUUGUCAUUCAGAGGCUCUUAUUAUCUCGAUCAACUUCAUCGACACAAUAACAAGCAAACCUGGGUCAGAAAUCGUCAUCAUCAUGUUUUCCUCUGUUACUACCACUGGAGCUAUCUUGGCUAUGCUACAGGUUCUCCCUGCUGUCGCCGCGCCAACUGUUGCCAACAGAGAUGCUUCGCCCAUUCCUGGCUACGGCAUUGAGGAGCUCAUUUGGGAGGUUGAGACCACUCCCGGAGGUCCUACCGUAAACAUCACUGGGACCGUUGAGAACGUAUAUGAGGAGCUGGAGAAAAUCAACCCGACCUUCGUUUCUGAUUUCCGCCUCGACGACCCCGACAACAGCCCCUCGCUCGCUGCGCCCGUCAAGUCUCGCGGAUAUACCAUCCAGUCGUUCAAUUGCAAUGUCUAUGAUUAUGCUAGCUUGAAGGCCAUUCAGGCCGGCUUGGUGUACCUCAACGGCGUCCCCGGCAAGCCGAGCAACGGCCCAGGCCCAGGAAACUGUGGACGAGUCAGCUGCUCAUACAACUCAGCCAUUUACUGGUGCAACGAUAACACCUUUACCAAGACAAUCGACACUUUCGGUUACAUUUCGGGUGCUGCCCAGUCCAUUAUCAACCACUGUGGCACAGAGUCUCAUUUCACACCUGUUGGUGGCGCGUCUGAGCUAGCUACCAAGGGCAAAGUCUUCAUGACGGAUAAGUGGAAUGUCAUUAUUAGGUAUGAUAAGUGCUAAACAGCGCGCGGCAUGUUGGAUUAGUUGGUUGGUGUAAAGAGAGAGAGUUGCCCAGGGCUUGAAGCUCGAGGACUCCGGGCUUGCCCAUGGAUGUCGACGAUAGGUAUGACCAGAUAUGUCAG
Molecule: messenger RNA, 884 nt
Organism: Neurospora tetraspora
Lineage: Eukaryota; Fungi; Ascomycota; Sordariomycetes; Sordariales; Sordariaceae
Exons: 3
Coding region: 112-762 (216 amino acids)
Source: RefSeq, a predicted model, not a curated record